AUGAUCGCCGUGUCCAUCCCCGCGGCCGAGCCCGCGGCGGCGCCGCGCGGCCCCGAGCGGCCGCACACGGUGUUCCGCGUGGAGGUGCUCUGCAACGGCCGGCGACACACGGUGGCCAAGCGCUACAGCGAGUUCCAGGCGCUGCACAAGCGGAUCAGGAAGAGCUGCAAGGUCCCCGACUUCCCGCCCCGCCGCGUCCCCAACUGGGUGCCCAAGGUGCUGGAGCAGCGACGGCAGGGCCUGGAGCUCUACCUGCAGGGCGUCCUGACCCACAACGCGGAGCUGCCCCCGGAGCUGCUCGACUUCCUCCAGCUGCGGCCGCAGGAGCCCAAGGGCGGCAGCCCCACCCGCCGCCCGGCCCCACGGCCCGUCCUCAGCUUCCGCCGAGACCCCUAUGCGCGGCCGCCCGCCCCGGAGCUGCUGCCCGACGCGGUGCUGAGGGGGGUCCUGCAGGGCCUGUACGGCCCCGCGCGCCGGCCCCGGUGCCACGCAGCGCCCCCGCGCCCCACGGGGCUGCGGCCGGGCCUCUGA
Molecule: messenger RNA, 531 nt
Organism: Nothoprocta perdicaria
Lineage: Eukaryota; Metazoa; Chordata; Aves; Tinamiformes; Tinamidae
Gene: SNX22
Product: sorting nexin 22
Exons: 6
Coding region: 1-531 (176 amino acids)
Molecular function (GO): phosphatidylinositol phosphate binding
Source: RefSeq, a predicted model, not a curated record